Molecule: messenger RNA, 2631 nt
Organism: Chinchilla lanigera (long-tailed chinchilla)
Lineage: Eukaryota; Metazoa; Chordata; Mammalia; Rodentia; Chinchillidae
Gene: Ranbp3l
Product: RAN binding protein 3-like
Exons: 16
Coding region: 402-1913 (503 amino acids)
Biological process (GO): protein export from nucleus
Cellular component (GO): cytoplasm; nuclear pore
Molecular function (GO): GTPase activator activity
Source: RefSeq, a predicted model, not a curated record
GCUCCGCCUCCUUCCAGCCCCCCUUAAGGACUGUACGUGUCCAGCUGUCACAGAGGGUAACUCAGACCAGGCGAAGAAAUCACUUGAUUUAUCCCCACAGCACUUGUUUCCUUUGUGUAUGUAUAACUCUAGCAGUCCUCUCUAAAUACUGGAGGAACUGGAUUUCACAUCAGUGGAAGGCACUGUGCCUUGCCGAAACUGUAAUCUGUUAGAAAUAGUUACUUUGGGGGAUCUUACACUACGAGAGAGGACAGUUUCAAUUUACUCUGAAGUGAAAGAAGAGCUAAAUCUUGUUUUUGCCACAUGAAUUGGCAUCUUUAUAUGUAAGGGAGGUAACAUUGGUAAAUAUUUAUUUCAGGAAUCAUGUCUAGGAAAAUCUUGGAAGUUUACUAGAGUAGUAAAUGUUUUACGUGUCAAGCAGGAUCUGCAUCCACAGGCAGGCUGCUAGUACCAUGUCUGCUAUUCGGAGGAAAGGCAGCAGCCACCCGUUCGCCAGUUUGCACAUGUGUCAACUGGAGCUGCAGGAGGACCGGCAACAGCAAGAAAAAUCUGUCAUUGCUCAACCAACAUUUAUUUUUGAAAAGGGAGAACAAACUUUUAAGAGACCUGCAGAAGAUACCCUGCACGAAGCAGCAGAGCAUGAAUGUAAUGGUUUCUCAAGAAAGCGUGUACGGUCUUCAUCUUUUACUCUUCAUAAUACAGAUGCUGGGUUCCUUGGAGUGUCAACCUUGUCUCAGAAGCGCCUGAGAUCCUCAUCCUUCACUGACCUCCCAACAUUUCCCCCUUCUGGGCCAGGAAAAAAAAAUAUUUUUAUGACAUCAACUCUCACGCAAAGGAAUGCUGACAUGAACAGGGCAGAACAAGGUCCUGUGAAACACUCUGAACAUGUCCUAAGACCUGCUAUUUUGCAGCCACCUCAAGCUCAAAGCUGUGAAAAUGUAAGAAAAACAUUUUGGCACAAUGAAUCAGAAUCCUGCAGGAUCAAAGAAAAAACAAAACAUAAGAUUUCUGAGGGGGACUCAAAUUUAUUAAGUGAAACUUCACCAACUUCCAGAAUUUCAGUUCAACACUGUUUAGGUGCAACAUUAGUAGGAUGUCAACCAAAUGAAGAUAAGUGUUCUAGUAAAAGCUGCAGCUCUGACUUUAUUUUUGGAGAAAACAUGGUAGAAAGAGUUUUGGGCACUCAAAAAGUAACCGAGCCUCAACUUGAAAAUGAUUCAGACGCCAAGGAAAAAACAUUUAAAUCCAUUCUGAAAUUUCCUAUCAACUCUCCAAGUUCAAGAACAGAGUCUAUUAAAAGGACAUCUCUAGUUGAAUCAGCUGCUGCUUUCUCAUCUCAACCAUCAGGAAAAUGCUUGCUAGAGAAAAUUGAUGUUAUAACAGGGGAGGAAGCUGAACACAAUGUGUUAAAGAUCAACUGCAAGCUUUUUAUAUUCAACAAGGCAACACAAUCCUGGAUUGAAAGGGGCAGAGGAACUUUGAGACUGAAUGACACAGCAAGCAGUGACUGUGGGACAUUACAGUCAAGAUUAAUUAUGCGCAAUCAAGGCAGUCUAAGACUGAUCCUCAACAGCAAACUAUGGGCUCAAAUGAAGAUUCAAAGAGCAAACCACAAAAAUUUACGAAUAACAGCUACUGAUUUAGAAGACUAUAGCAUCAAAAUAUUUUUAAUUCAGGCUGGUGCUAAAGAUACAGGAUAUCUUUAUGCAGCAAUACAUCAUCGUAUUGUUGCCCUUCGAAGCUUCAAUAAUAAGCAGAAAGAUGUCAAUCAAACUGAAAGCCAUUCAGAAAGAGUCCUCCAACAGUUGAACUAUGAAAGCUGUGACGAGGAUGAGGACGAUUUCAUCCAAGUCACUAAAAAUGGAUCAGAUCCUUCUAGGUGGACCCACAGCCAGUCAGUUGCCUGUUCAUGAGUACUACCUACUAUAAAUAUGAAGACAUCUACAAAAUGAUUGGUCACCGUGCUGAAAAUUCCAGAUCAUCCUAAUUUAAUGAGAAGAUAGUAUUCAUUCCUUGAAGAAUUUUUAUAGAGAAGUUUAAGCAAUAUAAUUUUUUUGCCAUUUUCUUUUAUGUUUUUUAAUUUGAUUCUUGUGAGAAAAUGUCAGAAUUUAAUAGAUGGACUUCAGUAGUAUAAAAUUUAUCAUUUUUGAAGAAUUUAGAAUAAAAUUUGAUAACUAAUCUGGAUUAUUCAUCACAUUGAUGGAUACACUGCCUAAAAUUAUAAACUGCUGGAUUUGAUAAAUUUCUAAGGUUCUUUUCAGUCAUAUAUUGACUAUAGAAAAAUAUUUUACUACAUUUUAAGUCAUUUCUUUAAAAAGUACUAUAGUUGCAGGAUAACAUUUCAUUAAAUCAUAUUCAUCUUCUGAAAAAUAUAUAUUUUUACUUAACCUUUGGAUUUCCUAGUAAUAUAAACAUGUAUAUUCAAGUAUGGAUCCCUUCACAGAAACUAUCUGUGCUUGGACUUGUAUUCAUUCCAUGUUAUAUAUGUUUGAGUCAUGGUCGAUACACAAUAAUUGUUGAAUGAAUGAAUAAAAUGUAAUGCAUUACCUAUGUAUAAAAGGUCAAUAUACAAAAAUCCAAAUAUGUCAUCUUGUUAUUUAUCUACCUGAUUAAAUUGUCAUUCACAUUCUA